Molecule: messenger RNA, 2293 nt
Organism: Aphanomyces invadans
Lineage: Eukaryota; Oomycota; Saprolegniomycetes; Saprolegniales; Verrucalvaceae
Exons: 4
Coding region: 123-1997 (624 amino acids)
Molecular function (GO): asparagine synthase (glutamine-hydrolyzing) activity
Source: RefSeq, a predicted model, not a curated record
GCGGGAUCGCAAUUGUCCUUGGUGCACAUGCCCACGAACGUGCCCAGGCUGCUGCAGCAGCAAUAUCCCGGCGCGGCCCCAACCACUUGUCAGUGCACGAGCGACCUCUCAGGCAUAGCUGCAUGACUCUGUUCAUGGUCAGUGCUGUGCUGCACUUGAGAGGAACUUCGAUGUGUAAACAGCCAGUUCGUGAUAGCCACGGCAACGUCCUCCUGUGGAACGGCGAAGUUUUCGGUGGAGCUUGCAUUCCAAUCUUUGAGAGCGACACAGUGCACCUAUCCCAAAGACUCGCAUCGAUUGACGACCACGACAUGGAAACAACGGCUGCCAAGGUAGUGCAAGCAAUCAGCAGCAUUCAAGGCCCUUUUGCCUUCGCGUGGCUCCAUGUGUCCACCAACACCUUGUUCUACGGGCGAGAUCGAUGGGGCCGUCGGAGUCUUGUGAUGCACAUGCCGUUGCAAGCCGACGCUACCAUGCUCUUUCAGUUGGCGUCGGUGGCGCUCGAUUCUCUAGAGGAUUGGGAGGAGGUCGGUUGCACAGGCAUCUACAGCUUGAAUCUCAGCACCGUGUGUGCAAAACCGCAAUUGCACUUGUGGCCACCUCCAGCGAUAUCGCUUUCCAUUCCAUGUCGUCCUCCGCUGCCUCCGUCUAUCGAGGCGCUGGUACGAUUCGACUGUGAUCCUCAUAGCACCAGCUCUGCCAUGUUGCAAUCCGCCAAGCAUCUUCUUCAAGUUCUCAGUGCGUCCGUGGCGAAACGAGUCGAAUCCAUUCCGCCUGCCGCAACCGUUGGUGGCCACGAGUUGUCGCCUGCACGUGUGGGAGUGUUGUUUUCUGGCGGGCUUGAUUCCGUCGUUCUGGCAGCGUUGACCCACUUCCAUCUUCCUCGCGAGGACCCCGUGGACCUGCUUUCGAUUUGUUUUGACAAGGACCACUCGUCCCCCGACCGAAAGGCGGCCAUCUCGAGCUGGAUGGAGCUUAUUCAUCUGUUUCCCACACGAACUUGGAGAUUUAUUGCUAUCGACGUUCCCCGUGACCAAGUUGACGUCCACCAGCCACACAUACUACAGUUGAUGCAGCCGUGCAAGACGCACAUGGAUUUCAACAUUGGCACUGCAUUCUGGUUUCUCGCGAGAGGUCAUGGCACGAUACUUGACGUAAAAUCUCCCGCGGACGAGAACGUCGCCCCUUCUGGCUUGCCGAGAGCUCCUGUGGUAAUUCUGUUUGAGGCAUCCACAGACGGACGUUGCCCUGUCGCGACAUGCCCCGGACGCAAACCGCACUCUGGAUGCAAUCUCCAAAGCCACAUGUGCAAAGCUUGUUGCACACGGAGCUACAAACUCGCAGCGAAAGUGAUCAGCUAUGCGACACAUCCCCAAGAAGUCGCGUCGUGCUUCGCAGCAUUGGACAGCAUGGGCAUUCCGCGGGAGAAAUUGCUGCUUUGGCUCGACACUCUACGACGUGAUGACGUCCCGUCCACAUGUCGAAAGCUAAGCUCGUUGAUGCCCUCCGCCGCUGCGACGGAUUCGAUCAAACUUGGACAUCCCUACACGUCCCAGGCAAAGGUGCUCCUGGUUGGCAUCGGCGCGGACGAGCAAGUGGCAGGUUACAGCCGUCACAAGGAGGCGUUUGUGACGAAAGGAUGGGAUGGACUGCGCGCAGAGCUAGACAUGGACAUGAGCCGGAUCUGGCAGCGAAACUUGGGGCGCGACGACCGCAUGAUUGCCGACCACGGCCGCGAGGCAAGGUUUCCAUACUUGGACGAAGAUGUGAUUGCACUGCUGCGGUCGAUUCCCCUGGAUCAUGUCGUCGACUUUGCACAGCCACGGGGGGUUGGGGACAAGCUCAUUCUGCGGAUUGUUGCGAGGCAGUUGGGACUGAUACACUGCACGGGGCUGGCCAAGCAAGCAAUUCAAUUUGGAACUCGCAUUGCCAAGCAAUCGAACGAUCGAGUUUUGGGGCACAAACCGAAAGGCACGACCAUGUUUCUUGCGGCGUGAAAUCGGUAAUCUCACGAAUCCAAGGCGGAGGGGGGCAUGUCACCAAGAAGACAUGCAUUCGAUCACGACAUCUCGUCGGAAUGUCAAAAUGUACAUGGAAAGGGAUUUGAUAGCGGCAGCAAUGGCGUUUUUCCUUUGGGAACAGUCGUUGCGGCCUUAGGGCCACAUGCACGGAUUUCACGGGCAAUGAAUCAUGUCAUUGUGGCUCGAACAGCCUCUCUAAUCCCACAUGGAACUGGGACUGCCUGAGCUACAGCGAACACGAUUCGUGCAGGGCUACAGUGUGUGUUGUUUUU